Messenger RNA from Lactuca virosa, 1197 nucleotides. The record is from the annotation of a GenBank genome assembly. Lineage: Eukaryota; Viridiplantae; Streptophyta; Magnoliopsida; Asterales; Asteraceae.
AUUACAGCAAUAUUAAUCCAUCAAACACCUAUUUCGUUGGCACAACAAAAACACAAAAUUCAGAAUUUUUUCCAACUUAUUUUAAAUCAAGAAAUCCAGAGAGAGAGAGAGAGAGAGAGAGAGAGAGUUCAUCUCCACCACCCAGCGAACGAUUCAACGGCAUUGUUUCCCGGCGAAACAAAGGGUUUGUUCUUGGUGUUUCGCUGGAAAACUUUGCAAAUUGUCGUUCAUUUUAAACAAAACAAGGUCGAAAUUUGUCAGAAGGUAACGAAAGAAAAGGAGAAAAGGGGAAUUCUUGAGUUCUUCGGUAAUCAGGUCUUCUGAAGGUAGAAGAAGAUCUGAAGAAAUAUGAGCGCAUCGAGGUUCAUAAAGUGCGUCACAGUCGGUGAUGGCGCUGUCGGAAAGACAUGUCUCUUGAUUUCUUACACCAGCAACACCUUCCCUACGGAUUAUGUUCCAACUGUAUUUGAUAACUUCAGUGCCAAUGUGGUUGUGAAUGGAAGCACAGUUAACCUAGGCUUGUGGGACACUGCUGGACAGGAGGAUUACAACAGAUUAAGACCGUUGAGUUAUCGUGGGGCCGAUGUUUUCAUUUUGGCAUUCUCUCUCAUUAGCAAAGCCAGCUAUGAAAACGUCUCCAAAAAGUGGAUUCCCGAGUUGAAGCAUUAUGCUCCUGAAGUUCCAAUUGUUCUUGUGGGGACAAAACUUGAUCUUCGGGAUGAUAAGCAGUUCUUCGUGGAUCAUCCUAAUGCAACACCCAUUACUUCUGCUCAGGGAGAGGAGUUGAAGGGUUCGAUUGGAGCUCCUGAGUACAUUGAAUGUAGUUCAAAAACACAGCUGAAUGUGAAGCAAGUUUUUGAUGCUGCCAUUAAAGUCGUUCUGGCGCCUCCAAAGGCAAAGAAGAAGAAAGGAAAAGGUCAAAAGGCGUGUUCCAUAUUGUGAUGAAGAAGACAGAAAACUAGUUGACCAUGGCUUGUUCUUGGAUUUCAUUUUCAUAUAUGUUUGUUGAUUUGUAUUUUGAUUCUAUAAGCUCUCAAAAGUCAAAAGAUCUUAAUGUAGUAGUAAUCAUGUAGUUUGCUAUCAAAAGCUCUAUUUUUCUUGUUGUUUACUUCAGAUUCAUGCUAAUUUUCGGGUAUGGGUUUUUGGUUAAAUAUGAUAAAAGUAUAUAUAUAUAUGAUAUGAUGAAAGUUUAAAGUA